UUUACUUUUCGAUCCUUCCAAACCACACCCGCAGGAUUGGCGACCCUCGGCGUGUGUUUUGGCGUGGACGAAACACAGGUUUACAUUCAGGGGAGUGUAGAGCUAAGGCAGGAGGGCGAAUACGGUGUCCCGCCAUCAAUGUCCUGCCAUCAUUGAAUUGAACUAAAGGAAGACAAGCGUACAGGUGCCUAAAGAGUAAUUUUCGCUCAUGUAAAGUGACGACUCCCUCUAUCUCCGAAUGCCAAAUGCCUGCCAUAUAUACACACGUAAAUUCAAUAUUAACACACAUAUAUUUUUUCCAGUCCAACUAAGAACAUUACGGCAUCCAACCAGCCUUGCACAAAGUUACGCUAAUGAUAUACGUGUAACAGAGAGAAAACGAGCCCCGACCGAACGUAUCUGGGAAGCGGCGAAGGUCAGUGGCAUUCAGAAAAUUGUAGUGCAGAGUGGCAAGCGGCAGGCGGCUGUGUGUUCCUCCGCCGCAGUCCUUGCCUCUAAGUACACUCACAGUGCGGAGAUGAUCCAGCCACCUUCCACUCCUGAAUAAUGUGAAAGUAGUACAAUUGGUGUGGUUAUCCAGUGGUAGUCGGAGACACAGAGGGAGUUUUGUGUGGGACUAGUUUUUGAUUGCGCGAGGCGGCCUGCGCGAGUGACUUCAGAUCGUCGUGUUGUGUUUGGGUGUUUCCAUGAAGUUUAGUUACAAUGAAAAUGUGCAUCAAGAGGGCAAUAAAACGCCAAAAUAGCCACCUGUACUAUAUAAAACAUGACAGAGGGAAAUGAUGAGUAAGUAUAUCCAAUGUAAACCAUGAAAAACGGCAUAAAUCUAGUGAAAAUGAUGAUUAAAACAUUGGUGGUGGUCGCCUCAUCGAGCCUCCAUUUUCUCUCGCAAAGAUUCUGGGGACGUCGCUUUGUUGGUAAAUGUUCGGUGGCAGUGAAGUGAAGUGAUUUAUACGCCAGAAUCAUCGUAUGACGUGCAUUCGUAUUAAAAAGCCGGAAUUCAGUACAUGUUACACACCCGUAUUGUCACUUGCAGUUACCCACAAAGCGGUGUCUCUAUAGUUAUUGGUGGCACACGAAGGUUAUAAGCAAGACUGAGCUUUGUAAUGUAUAAAGUUAACAAUGCAUUUCCCACUGAGAGCCUCAUCGCCCUCGCGGACCACACACGGCAACUAUUUGGUUCGAGUGCGUGCUCAGGUGAUGAUGCGUGAUGACAGCACAGGGCUUUGGGUGCCCAUGGGUGGGGGCGGCCUCUCCAACGUGUCUGUCAGGAAGCGCGUCACCCAGCCCGACCUUGAUGACUCCAAGCAUGAAUAUCUCAUCUACGGGAAGAGAAUAUCAGAUCAGACUGUAGUACUCAGUUGUACAAUAAAGAAGGACUUUGAGUACUACAAAGUGAUGCCUACCUUUCACCACUGGAAGACUGGGGACAUGAAGUUUGGACUAACAUUUCAGACAGCAGCCGAUGCAAGAGCUUUUGACAGUGGCGUCCGCACGGCUUUCGAUGACUUGGUUGAGGGUCUCAAUGACUUCCCAUCCUACCGCCAUGGCCUCGAUGUAGAAAAAGUAUUUGUGACGGUCCACCUUCCUCCAGUGGAAAGAGAAGGCCCACGGUCGUCAUCGGGGUCGGUCACCACCAGCAGCAGCCGUCACACACCCACCGUAACUCCCAUCCAGACCCCAGACCACCCCUCCCACCCCUCUCACUACCACCACCACCACCAUCACCACCACCACCACCACUAUCCACCACCACCACCAGGAGGAGGAAGUGGGGUAGGGGGGGUUGUGUCAGUGGGAGGAGUUGGCAUUUCCACAACAAACACGUCUUCUACCCCUCCUAACCUACCCGCCACAACGACUGGGACAACUCAACCAUAUCCACAUCCACACCCACACCCCAACCACCACCAUGAUUACUUGCACCACAUCACCUUUCUGCCGAGACCCAAGCCUCCCUUGCCUCCCAAUAUCAAGCCCCCAGACAAGCCAAUAGAACUGGAAUAUGAUCACAAGCCUGAAAACCCUCUUGAUCUCCCUCCAGACCAAGACAAAACGAAUGUUACUGUAGACCCUUCUUCCUAUGUCCAAUUUGAAGAAAACCCUCGCCACCACUACAGCUAUCCAGUGGUGGAGGUAAAGCCAGAGAAGAGGGAUAUUUCAUCUAUCAAGAAAUAUCAGAAUCCAGAGCUUGGUAGGGGAACUCCUUCACAACCUAUGGUCCCACCUGUUCCUACAACCAGAAGACUACCAAAAAAAGAUAAAAAGAACAAAAGGACCAUAAAGGCCCGUUGCAAGCAUUGCCAAGAUAUGUUUACCUAUGACAAAAAUUCACGAGGCAGUUGCGAAUUUGCCCCAGAUUGUGUGCGUUCAGCCAUCGACACGCUUACUUGCAUCACUUGUGCACAGUGUAUGUUGUACCACUGCAUGAGUGAUGCAGAAGGAGACUUUGCACACCAUCCAUGUGAGUGUGGGGGACCUGGAGGCACAGCAGAUGAGUCAUGUGGGCGGAGGUGGCUGGGAUUGACCCUGUUAUCCUUGUUGGUGCCAUGCUUGUGGUGCUAUCUUCCACUACGAGCAUGUCACCAGGGUGCUGUUGCUUGCGGCCUGUGUGGUGGAAGACAUGAGGCCUCCUGACUCACCGCCCCCAUGCAUGCCCCUGAGGAGGAAGAGGAUGAGGAAGACGAUGAAGAUACCGUAUUCACAGUCACAGGAAGCCCAGCACUGCACUCCCCUCAACCGUGGGGAGAUCAGGGGGGCGGCUCCCACCAGGCAGGGGUGGUUUUGGGCAUGUAUGUGGAUGGUUGAACAGUGCUAGGUAAUGCCUGGUUUAAGUUAUGUAGCCAGUGAGGCAUUGUGACUGGGACAACAAUGUCCACAGUGUUAACUCGAAUGUGAGGGUGCUGCUAGCUGGCACGGAUGUUUGUCAAACAGCCUAGUGGAAAGAAGAGUGUAACUGUGUGAUACAAGGAGUGUGAAUGUUACCGCUUUUGACUAAGUGGCUAGAAAGGACACAACGGUCUGAGUGUUCUAUGUACCUGACGGCCACACUCCGGCCUCAGAGAGUGUGUGUGCACGUGUGCGUCCAUGUGCAUAGUACACACACUGCCGUACAUGGCCAGUUCUAAACUCUUGCAUUUGGAAACCCUUGUUCACCUAUAUGUGAGCUGCUGUGUAAGUGGUGAGUCUGUCCGCCUUGGCCUAUUAAAUAAUCUAAAGGGAUCCCAAUUUUUCAAGGGCUCAGGAGAAAUUGUGACACCCUUUGGAAUUGCUGUGACUUUUUGUAUGCUUUUAAUUAUCAUUGUGAUAGAUGUUCUAUAUAUUGAUAGCUUUAGCUGGCCAAGACGGACAGGUGGCCAAGGCAGCUGGACUGUCACGUGUCACAUAAUACCUACGUGAAGGUCUCACUUGCGUUUGCCUUACAUGCCAACACUUUGUGUUUAGUCUUUGGGCGAGGAUUAGUGCCGUGGUCACCAUGUGUAUGCCAGACAACUUUAUCAAGGGUUUCCUUUAGGUGCUAAAGCACAAAUCAUGGACUUUAUUUUUAUUUAUUUUUUGAGUAAUUAAAAAUCAGUUGUGUUACAGUUAAAAAAACAUUUUCUACACAACUUUGUAUAUAAACAUGUGUAAGGCAGUUGCACUGUGAAACAUAAAAUACAAGGUGGUUUGGCUUCUUUAAAAUCAAACUAAGGUAAUGAUGUAACUACAUAUUGUAGUGAUCAAAUGAUAAAGACUAAACUUCCAAAUUUAAUUAAUGUAUGGAACACUAGUGGCAUGUGAAUCAAUGCCCUGUGAAAAUCCUUUAACUACUGUUGUCACAAUUACUGCAUAUAUUGAUAAUCCCCUCAUGUAUGAUUACCAAGAAGAGGCCAAUUUUGUGUACAACCUAGAUGGUGGCCUAACCAGCCCACGGUCACACCCAAGAUGACUGCAGGCCUCUCAGGUGUUCCUUUCCAAGCUAAGCUGUAUAAGGAGUAAGACACUGACUGCUUUUGUCUUGUAGGUUGUGACCUGGACUGACAUAGAUGUUUUUGGUAGUGGCUGUUUGGGAGCAGCUAGGUCGUCACCCAGGUAGGGUUUUGGGUCUGCCUGAGGCUCCAGAUACCUAACAUUAUCUUAUUUUGAGGUAAAGAGGUGACUCAAGCCAGCAUAACCCUGCGGGACGACCUGGUGCACGGCUCCUGCACCCGCCACUCAGCCACCCUAGUCACCAACAAAAUUGCAACUAAUGUCAGCAGUCUAUCAUUUUGUUUUCUUUGCAACAAUUUUAAGCAAAAAGUCACAAAA
This is a messenger RNA of Scylla paramamosain (green mud crab), 4284 nucleotides long. It is a transcript of the gene Spred, whose product is annotated as sprouty-related, EVH1 domain-containing protein 1-like. Gene Ontology annotation, molecular function: protein kinase binding. Bases 1120 to 2634 code for a protein of 504 amino acids. Gene Ontology annotation, biological process: negative regulation of fibroblast growth factor receptor signaling pathway; negative regulation of MAP kinase activity; animal organ development. Lineage: Eukaryota; Metazoa; Arthropoda; Malacostraca; Decapoda; Portunidae. The transcript is spliced from 5 exons. Gene Ontology annotation, cellular component: cytosol; membrane. The record is from RefSeq and is a predicted model, not a curated record.